Lepus europaeus (European hare) is the source of this 4673-nucleotide messenger RNA. RefSeq names its product aldehyde oxidase 1. The coding region runs from base 175 to 4179 and encodes 1334 amino acids. Lineage: Eukaryota; Metazoa; Chordata; Mammalia; Lagomorpha; Leporidae. The record is from RefSeq and is a predicted model, not a curated record. The transcript has 35 exons. Gene Ontology annotation, molecular function: NAD binding; oxidoreductase activity; molybdopterin cofactor binding.
GCGCCCGCAGCCCCCGGGAGCGCCGCGCUGACGUCGGCCCCGCGCGGCUAUAUCCCGGCGUCGCUCGCCACGCCGAACCUCGGUCCGGACGCUCGCUGUGCGCUGGACCGCUCCUCGGAACCGCGGCCCCGCUCUCCUCCGUGCGCCCCGCGCCCCGCGCCGCCCUCAGUCACCAUGGAGCCGGCGCCCGAGCUGCUCUUCUACGUGAACGGCCGCAAGGUAGUAGAAAAACAAGUUGAUCCUGAAACAAUGCUGCUACCAUAUCUGAGGAAGAAGCUGCGACUCACAGGAACCAAGUAUGGCUGUGGAGGGGGAGGCUGUGGGGCCUGCACAGUGAUGAUCUCAAGAUACAACCCCGUCACCAAGAAAAUAAGACAUUACCCAGUCACUGCCUGUCUGACCCCCAUCUGUUCUCUGUACGGCGCUGCAGUCACCACGGUGGAAGGCAUAGGAAGCACCACAACGCGACUUCAUCCUGUCCAGGAGAGGAUUGCCAAGUUUCACGGCACUCAGUGUGGAUUCUGUACCCCGGGGAUGGUGAUGUCCAUGUAUGCACUGCUCAGGAACCAUCCGGAGCCCACUCUGGAUCAGCUGGCCGAUGCCCUUGGAGGUAAUCUGUGUCGUUGCACUGGAUACAGGCCAAUAAUUGAGGCAUACAAGACUUUCUGUAAAACUUCUGACUGCUGUCAAAAUAAAGAAAAUGGGUUUUGCUGUUUGGAUCAAGGAAUAAAUGGAUUGCCAGAAGUUGAGGAAGAAAAUCAGACAAGUCCAAACCUCUUCUCAGAAGAGGAGUACCUGCCACUGGAUCCAACCCAGGAGCUGAUAUUUCCUCCUGAGCUAAUGACAAUGGCUGAGAAACAACCCCAGAGGACCAGGGUUUUUAGUGGUGAAAGAAUGAUGUGGAUUUCCCCAGUGACCCUGAAGGCACUUCUGGAAGCUAAGUCCACGUAUCCUCAGGCCCCUGUUGUCAUGGGGAACACCUCUGUGGGGCCUGGAGUGAAAUUUAAAGGCAUCUUUCACCCAGUUAUAAUUUCUCCUGAUAGUAUUGAAGAACUGAAUGUUGUCAGCCAUACACACAAUGGGCUGACGCUGGGUGCUGGCCUUAGCCUGGCCCAAGUGAAGGACAUCCUAGCUGAUGUGGUUCAGAAGGUUCCAGAGGAAAACGCACAGACAUACCACGCCCUCCUGAAGCACUUGGGAACCUUGGCGGGAUCUCAGAUCAGAAACAUGGCAUCUUUAGGGGGCCACAUCAUCAGCAGGCAUCUGGAUUCAGACCUGAAUCCCCUCCUGGCCGUGGGUAACUGCACCCUCAAUGUGCUGUCCAGAGAGGGAGAGCGCCAGAUUCCCUUAGAUGCGCAGUUUCUCAGCAGGUGUCCCGAGGCUGAUCUGAAGCCGCAAGAAAUCUUGGCCUCAGUGCACAUCCCCUACUCCAGGAAGUGGGAAUUCGUGUUAGCCUUCCGACAAGCCCAGCGGAAACAGAACGCGCUAGCCAUAGUCAACUCAGGAAUGAGAGUCUUUUUUGGAGAAGGGGAUGGCGUCAUUAGAGAGUUGGCCAUAUCGUAUGGUGGCGUUGGUCCAACCAUCAUCUGCGCCAAGAAUUCCUGCCAGAAACUCAUUGGAAGGCCCUGGAAUGAAGAGAUGCUGGACACAGCUUGCAGGUUGAUUCUGGACGAAGUCUCCCUUCCAGGCUCAGCACCAGGUGGGAAGGUGGAGUUCAAGAGGACCCUCAUCAUCAGCUUCCUCUUCAAGUUCUACCUGGAAGUGUCCCAGAUUUUGAAGAGGAUGGCCCCGGGUCUGUCUCCCCACCCUGCAGACAAGUAUGAGAGUGCCCUGCAAGAUCUCCAUGCCAGAUACAGCUGGAGCACCCUGAAGGACCAGGAUGUAGAUGCAAGGCAGCUUUCGCAAGACCCAAUUGGCCAUCCCAUCGUGCACCUGUCUGGUGUUAAACAUGCCACGGGGGAAGCCAUCUACCUUGAUGACAUGCCUGCAGUAGACCGGGAACUCUUCAUGGCUUUUGUAACUAGUCCAAGAGCUCAUGCUAAGAUUGUGUCUACGGAUCUGUCGGAAGCCCUCAGCCUGCCGGGCGUGGUGGACAUUGUGACAGCGGAGCACCUUCGGGAUGUGAACACGUUCUACACAGAGACGCUUCUGGCAGAAGAUGAGGUGUUGUGUGUGGGUCACCUGGUCUGUGCCGUGAUCGCGGAGUCUGAGGUGCAGGCAAAGCAAGCUGCUAAGCGCGUGAAGAUCGUCUAUCAAGACCUGGAACCAGUGAUCCUGUCGAUCGAGGAGGCUAUACGGCAGAAAUCCUUCUUCGAGCCAGAAAGGAAACUGGAAUAUGGAAACGUUGAUGAAGCAUUUAAAGUGGUUGAUCAAAUUCUUGAAGGUGAAAUACAUAUGGGAGGUCAGGAACAUUUUUAUAUGGAAACCCAAUGUGUGCUUGUUGUGCCCAAAGGAGAGGAUCAAGAAAUGGAUGUCUAUGCAUCUACACAGUUUCCCAAACAUGUCCAGGACAUGGUUGCCGCAGUCUUGAAGCUCCCAGUGAACAAGGUCAUGUGCCACGUGAAACGUGUUGGUGGGGCGUUUGGGGGGAAGGCGUUCAAAGCCAGCAUUAUGGCAGCCAUUGCCGCAUUUGCUGCCAACAAACAUGGUCGUGCAGUCCGCUGCAUUCUGGAACGAGGAGAAGACAUGUUAAUUACUGGAGGGCGCCACCCUUACCUUGGAAAGUACAAAGCUGGAUUCAUGAACGAUGGCAGGAUCGUGGCCUUGGACGUGGAACAUUAUAACAAUGGAGGCUACUCCCUGGAUGAGUCAUUAUUUGUCAUAGAAAUGGGACUCCUGAAAAUGGAAAACGCCUACAAGUUUCCCAACCUGCGCUGCCGGGGCUGGGCGUGCAGAACCAACCUUCCCUCCAACACGGCUUUCCGCGGCUUCGGCUUUCCCCAGGCGGGGCUCAUCACCGAGUGCUGUGUCGCGGAAGUUGCAGCCAAAUGCGGUUUGUCCCCCGAGAAGGUCCGAGCCAUAAACUUUUACAAGGAAAUUGAUCAAACUCCCUAUAAACAAGAGAUAAAUGCCAAGAACCUGACCCAGUGUUGGAACGAGUGUCUGGCCAAGUCUUCCUACUUCCAGAGGAAAGUGGCUGUGGAAAAGUUCAAUGCCGAGAAUUACUGGAAGCAGAGAGGGCUGGCCAUCAUCCCCCUCAAGUAUCCCGUCGGCCUUGGCUCGGUCGCCUAUGGUCAGGCUGCUGCCCUGGUUCACGUGUACCUCGAUGGUUCUGUUCUGGUCACUCACGGUGGGAUUGAAAUGGGGCAGGGUGUCCACACUAAAAUGAUUCAGGUGGUCAGCCGUGAACUGAAGAUGCCAAUGUCAAAUGUCCACCUGCGUGGCACAAGCACGGAAACUGUCCCUAAUGCUAAUGCCUCUGGAGGAUCUGUGGUGGCAGAUCUCAACGGACUGGCAGUAAAGGAUGCUUGUCAAACUCUUAUGAAACGCCUGGAACCCAUCAUCAACAAGAAUCCUCAAGGAACUUGGAAGGAGUGGGCCCAGGCUGCCUUUGAUGAGAGCAUCAGUCUGUCAGCGACUGGCUACUUCAGGGGCUAUGACUCAAACAUCAACUGGGACAAAGGUGAAGGCCAUCCCUUCGAAUACUUCGUUUAUGGAGCUGCCUGUUCCGAGGUGGAGAUAGACUGCCUGACAGGGGAUCAUAAGACAAUCAGAACGGACAUUGUCAUGGAUGUUGGCUACAGUAUAAACCCAGCCCUUGACAUAGGCCAGGUUGAAGGUGCCUUUAUUCAAGGCAUGGGACUUUAUACCAUAGAGGAGCUGCAUUACUCCCCUCAGGGCAUCCUCUACUCUCGUGGUCCGAACCAAUACAAAAUCCCUGCCAUUUGUGACAUCCCCGCCCAGUUGCACGUUACCUUUUUGCCUCCAUCUGAGAAGUCCAAUACCCUGUACUCCUCGAAGGGUCUGGGAGAGUCUGGGGUGUUCAUGGGCUGCUCCGUGUUUUUCGCCAUCCGGGAAGCGGUGUGUGCAGCCCGGCAGGCGAGAGGUCUCUCUGCACCUUGGAAGCUCAGCAGUCCGCUCACCCCAGAGAAGAUCAGAAUGGCCUGUGAAGACAAGUUCACAAAAAUGAUUCCAAGAGAUAAGCCAGGCUCCUACGUUCCUUGGAAUGUACCCGUGUGAAACAGGCCACUCUUCCCAUGAGGCAGUGUCUCCAGACUCAGCCCUCGAAGACGCUGCAUGUGAAAGACAGAUUUUCACACUUCAGAAGUCAGUCCACAGACUGUUGCUUUAAUGGUCUAAAAUGUUCUGUUUUGAUUUUGAUAAAUAUGCUUCUGCAACUUAUAAAUCACACUUUAAAUGGAAUCAGUACUAACUUUUUUCCUCUGGAGUGAUGCUCUCCACCGCUGUGUCCCCUAGAUCCAUCUGGCUCAAUGGAAUAAAUGAUGACUUGUACGUGAUUCAUCAUCGGCUCGUAUCUACCAGCAGAAAUUAUACUGUCUAGUGAAAGGCAAUUUUCUAAAUGAUUUUAUUAGCAGUGUGAACUAGAAAGUUGUCGUUUUUUUUUCACUUGUUCCUGUCUGCUUUUGCUGUUCCUUUCUUUGUCAGACUAGAUUCAGACUCUGUAUAAAAGGAGUUUGUGGGACCAAAAUAAUAAAUAAAUUGAACUUCAUCAG